Molecule: messenger RNA, 5082 nt
Organism: Condylura cristata (star-nosed mole)
Lineage: Eukaryota; Metazoa; Chordata; Mammalia; Eulipotyphla; Talpidae
Gene: YPEL2
Product: yippee-like 2 (Drosophila)
Exons: 4
Coding region: 193-552 (119 amino acids)
Source: RefSeq, a predicted model, not a curated record
UGAGAACCAGCCCUAGACCUCUACUUGAGGGUCCUUCCUCUGAAGACAUCACCAGUGUGUGGAGCCUGUCCCACACCCACCCCCUGCCAAACCACGGCCUUUACUUGUGUGUUCCGGUGUUUCCCGUGCGAUCCAUCCUGUGGGAGUGCCUCGUGGGCCACCCCGGAGUUCACUCCACGCUCAACAGCGCCAAUGGUGAAGAUGACAAGAUCCAAGACUUUCCAGGCUUAUCUGCCCUCCUGCCAUCGGACCUACAGCUGCAUUCACUGCAGAGCCCAUUUGGCCAAUCACGAUGAACUCAUUUCCAAGUCGUUCCAAGGAAGUCAAGGACGAGCAUACCUCUUUAACUCAGUUGUUAACGUGGGCUGUGGGCCUGCAGAAGAGCGAGUGCUACUCACAGGACUGCAUGCAGUGGCAGACAUCUACUGUGAGAACUGCAAAACCACUCUGGGCUGGAAAUAUGAGCAUGCCUUUGAGAGCAGCCAGAAAUAUAAAGAAGGCAAAUACAUCAUUGAGCUAGCACACAUGAUCAAGGACAAUGGCUGGGACUGAUUGGAGAACACCCGCCCAGCCCAGUGUCUAUGUGAACACCAUCCAACUGAACAUUCUACCCAAGCGUGAGAGAGUGACUGAACACUCGGUUCCAUCCAUUUAGGGGCCUUGCCAUCUGGGCAUUUUCCCACCCUGACACCAUCUUUCUGGUGACCGGCCUCUAAAUCGCCGUCUCUCUGUCUCUUUGCUUUGUAUCCGUUUGUGAGUUGAUCCUGGCUUCUCUCUCUGUUCUUGUGUUGGCUGAAAACAAAACAACAAAAGGAACAGAUGCCUGACCGCAUGGCAGUAGCCUACCUUGAUAGGGCUCAGGCCCCAUGCAAGAGCUGCUUGAAGACCUCCUGUCAGGAGAGCAGUGGCACAGCACAGGGGUGUGAAGAAGAGGGGAAGGGGGGAACCUUAAGGGUCCCGGGGUGGGCAGGGAUGGGAAGGUAGAGGAGGAACAAAAUUGUGCUGCUCCUGGAAACCUGGUAACUUAGGCUUGAAAUAAUCGACUUGUCUAAAAGGACAAAGAGAAAAAUAUACCUCAUGACUGCCUUCUCUCUGAUCAGAAGUUUCUGUUCCUGGCACCACAUGUGCCAGGUUAGCAAAUGAGCACAAGAAGUGACCCUAGUAGCUGGUGGGACAGGAGCCUGCUUCUCCUUUACUGAGUUGGGGAGUGUCCUGGUCGCAAUGAGUGACUUAGAAAAGCUCCAAAUGGGUUUCGAUCACUCUGAUGCCUCCCUGCCCCUCUGAGUGAUCUUUGCCUCUCUGGCCACUGUAGGUGAGAGGAGAGGGGACUGUCAUUUGCAAUGGGUACAGUAUCCAAGCAUCCCAAAGGCUUUGACCAACAACUAAGUAAAAUCAGUAAGUGAGGAGAACAGGGAGCAAAGGGUGCUGCAGUUUGGGAGUCUGUAGAAAUGGCACAGACGUUGGGCCAGGAAAAAAGAAAAGCAGAAGCAGUUAACAAUGCCAAUAAUUAUGCCCUUAAAAAAAUGACUCUUAAUAAGAGGAGAACAUUGUGUGGCAAGGAAGGGGGUGGGUGGGGUGAUGCUGGGAUUAGUUUAGUUUUGAACCAUUACAGACCAGGUGCAUCAUUCCUCCUUCGUAUGCAGUGAUCAGCGAUUCUCUGUACAUUUUCUCCAGUUAUUUCUUUAUAGAUUGUGGAAAACAAAGUCACAAGGUUUUGAGCUUAGUGGUAACCUGGCAGAUAGGCUCCUCAUGUCCCUAGCUGUUCUCUUUGGGCUUAAAUGCUUUGUGUGGAAAGAAAUCUGUUAGUGUGGUCCUGGAAAUGAAGUGAGGGAUCGGUUUGAUAUCAAACUUAAAGUCACGAAUUCCAGUAUUGACCUCCCUCCACACCCUGUGUUCCCAUCUAAAGUUCAUCUUAUUAGGGAAUUGGAAAACAAAUCCCUGGUAAGGUUCAUGAGAGAGGAGUUUGUUACAUUUAAUCAACACUGUGAAGUCUGUUCUACAUAGAGCAGUUCAGCCAGUUUAUGGUGCAUGACCCAAAAUCAUUGAACUGAGUUCAUUUCACUGCUUAGACUAAAUAUAUUACUAUUGUUAAGAUGUAUGUAGGAUACAUUAGAUAAUUCUCAGCAUCUCAUUCUCCAAAUAGUCUGAUCCUAUAGGAAAAGUCACCCAAAAAGUCCAUAGAGAAAAGAAUCUGUAAAAUUGGUUAACCAAGAUUGAAGUAGCAAAACUAGGACAUCCUCAGAAUUGAACUAAGUUCAAUGAAUCCAGGAUGGAAAUUCCUUUUUGCUUUUUGUGUCUCUGGGCCCUCACUGAAAAUUGGAGGGCUCGAAAUGGACAAGGUCCUUCCCUGCCAGUGGUGGGAGGACAGCAAGACCGACAGAAAGUGGGUAGCUGCAGGUUUAGCAGUAGCUGCCUCUGUGAGACAGACUGAGUCUUAGAGAUCAGGGCUGGUUCCCAACGGCUUCUUGCCCACAUCUUUGGUGCUUUAGUAGCCCAGGGAGAAAAAAAAAUCCCCUCUGCAUGACUAAAAAGUGAAAUGAGGUUCAGAAGUAUUUCAUUUUUGCUCCCAGAGAAACAGUUCCUCUGACUCCCAGACCCAAGAUAUCUAGAUAGAUAGAUAGAUAGAUAACAAAACAGCAAAACAUUUUCAACUUUAACAUUCCUAUGUUGGUUUGCUAGCACGGAAAUCAUGGAUUUUCUUCUCUCACCCAGAAGGUAGUGGCUUUCAUUUGAUUUCAUCUUGAUUAGCCCCUUUGCUCAGGGUACGUCCUGGCUAUUGCUAAACACGGGUUGGUGUUUUGUCUUUAAACUGUGGUAACACAGAAACCAGACAUGGGGUGCUCUAGAAUUUUCAAGGGCAGAGGAAACUAAUGUGCCACUGUUCUUUGGGAGUGGGACCUCUCUGAGCAGUGCAUGGACGAGAGCACCUAUCAGUUAGACCCUGGUUCUGUUACUUUUCAGUUACUGUCCACCGAGCGUCCAGUGGGUGCCUGGCACCACACUCGGUGCAAGGGAUCUCAGUAAAGCAUUGGUUUUUCCAUAACUGUAAGGAAAAUAGAAGACUCAUUAGGCUUUCCCAUUGUGUCAGUGAAACCAAAAGUGCUCCUUACAACCUAAGCUUCAUUUAUGGCUUGUCUGAUGUCUCGCGGUAUAGAGAGACCACAGCUGCUCGAUGGGAAUUCCUGUCCUCAGUCAGAUCAUUCUUUAAUUUCCUCACCAAAUUAUUGACUCAGAGCAUAACCAAAGACCUCACCCCACUUCCCCCAUAGGUUCACAGAAUUGAGUUUGAUGGUAGAAUUUAGGCAGGGUGUGGGGAGUACAGAAGGGGAAAGGGAGAAAUGAGAAAGGGAAAGGCGUGAAGUUCUAUACCUCAGCCAGUAGCUGCCUUCAUUUUUAACUGAAGUCCAGCUGGCAGACUCCCUAGUUUCAUCUCUCCUGUGCCACCCUCGGCCAUAUGCCCUUGGCUGCCCUGGAUUACACCCGACCCCCCAGGAUAUUCAUCUUGGUCUGCUGAUGGGUUGACUUGACUUGAAUCAAAUGCAGCCAAAUGUGGUGCCCCACAGGGUGUCAUUUGGACUUGACUGAGUGCUACCCCAACACCUGUGACAGUAGGAACAUGCAGACAGGGUAGAGUCCAUCUUACUGGUGUUUCAGUGUGUGACAAAGGUGUCCCCUUUAUAAAAAGAUUUUCAAGUGGAAAUAUAUAAAAGAAACAAUUGCUUGUGAAAUAUACUUUUGUAAAUAAUAUUUAAUUUUUUAAAUAAUAUAUUUGGUGCUGUUUUCUCAGAUCUCCUGAGAGCACUUUUUAUUUUGAUUUUUAAAUGCUAUGGUUUCCUCUGCAUUUCUUGAAGUAUACUUUAAGGGAAACAGUGAUCACCAAUAUACUCUUUUUUAAAGAAGAUCUGUAUAAUUUUAGUCUGGAUGGAGACUAUAAAGCAAUGCCUCCCUGCACUUUUUUCCCCCAUGAAACAGACUCUGCAGUACCUAACCAAGAUGAAAAUUGAAAUAUUUUCUGGCACCAGUAUUGGCUAGAAAAUAUAUUCACUAAAGUCAAAUUUAGUGACAAUUUAGAUUCCUUUUGUUGGAAGAACGUCCAACAAAUUAGAACUUUAUUUUUUUUAAGAGCGCGUGUGUAUGUGUGUAUAGCAUCUUGAAUUGUGCCUCCUAUUUUGUUUAGUUUUGUUUUUCUUUUUGGGGACACUCUACCUACAGUUUACACCUUGGGCACAUAAGUUUUUCUUCUUUCUCUCUGGCUGUUUUGCUUCUGAGCGGACCAACAGCAUAAACCACAAUUAUUGUUUUCUUGCGCAUGGAACUGUUGCCAGUUUGUUCCUUUUUCUUUGUGUGCUCAACUUCUGCAGACCAUAUGGAAAUCUGUUGUUCGUAAAGAUCAAGCGGAGUCAAAUUACGUUUCUGAAAUGUGAAUGUACACCCCAGCCUCCAGCUAUUAUAGCUAUUACAUCAUGUUAAAAAUCAACUGGUUUGGAUUUUAAAAAGAUGAAUAAAAGUGAUACGCAUACCUUAUAGGUGUAAAACAAGUUACAGCUUUUUUUUUUUGAGAAUCAGAUUUUCCCAGGUUCAGGAAGGGGCUGUGAAAUCAAAUCUUGAACACAAUCAGCAUUUUAAAAGUAUCUGCCUUAGAUGAGAAAACAUGCUAGUGGCCUAGGUAGAGGAAAGACAGAUGUAAUUUUAAAAAUUAAAGUCAUGAAGUCCGUCAGCAGUGAAAGGUAACACCAAGAAGAAACAAAUUAUUCUCAUGUUACCAAAUUCUAGCUGCCCCCUAUGUUUUUCUCUUAACAUUUUGGUUAAAGUGAGAGUUGGUUCCCCUUUCCCAACCUGCAGAGACUAUCUUUCAAUACAGAAUCUGUCUGUUUAUGCUUGUGUUUACAAACUUAUUUGUUGGGUUUGGGUUUUGUUAUUUUAUUUUACUUUGUUGGGGGAGGGUGGCAUUUUUCAGGUCACUUUGCUUCAAUAACAAAGAUAAUUAUUUUCAAGUAAUUUGUUUUCAUUUUUUUCCUAUAUUUGUAUAUAGUAAUUCAGUAUUAGAGAAAAGUACAUUGUUUCUGUCAUAUUUCCAAUCUG